AUGUGUGGGAGGGUGGACUGGGAGGAGGUGAGGCCUAUCUAUCUGUUAGAUGUCUCAGCUUGGAGAGAAGAUGUGCUGGGUCCCUCUCCUCUGUCUGCCCCAGAGACCUGGAGACACAGGGUAAGUCCAGCUGCUGAGGCUGGGGUGGGGCAGGGGACAGCAGGCAGAAGCUACUGGGGUCCUGGACCUACUCCAUUCUUCCCUGGCCAGCAUCCCUUCCUAAAGGCCCGAGAAGAGGACGAUGAGGAGGACAAGUAUGAGCUGCCCCCCUGUGAAGCUCUGCCUCUCAAUCUGGCCCCUGCGACCCGUCCUGGAGCGGAGGAGGACUCCCUGUACCUGGAUCGCCCCGGCCCUGGGGGCCCUUCCAAGCCACCGCCCCGGCCUCGGCCUGCCCCGGCGAGCGGCCUCCCCGCAGGCGCCUCUUUCCCCGCGCGCGCCUCCCCCGGCCCGCGUGUCCCGCUGAAGGCAGCAGCGAACCUGCAGGUGGCCUCGAAGCAGGCACCUGACUUUGGGAGGCGAGAGUGGGGUGCACCUGCCAGAGUGGUGUCAAGCCUUGUGAAGAAACCUGAGGAGGACAUCUACCUGGAGUGUGAGCCUGACCCAGUUCCGGCCUUGACUCAGACUCUGAGCUCUCAAGUUCUGCUGCCCCCAGUCCCUCUGCCAGUGACACCUGUGGUGCCCAGGCCUACCAUAACCCCCCAGGAAUCUCGGAAGGGAGCAGCAGACGCCACCUCCAAAGGAUCUACGCCAAGUGGGGAACCCAAGAUCCCUCCUCAAUUGGGACUUACACAAGGGCUGGCUGCAGGAAGGAGAUUGUCUCUUCCCUCCAGAGGGCCCCCCAGGAGCACCUCCGCUGCCCAGGAUGGCAGCCUGCUGGGCCAGCCAUGGUAUGCAGGGAACUGUGACCGGCUUGCUGUUGAGAGGGCCCUGCUUCGCUUCCAAAAGGACGGGGCCUACACAGUGCGCCCCAGCUCAGGGCCUCACCGCUCUCAGCCUCUCACGCUGGCGGUGCUCCUCCGAGGCCGGGUGUUCAACAUUCCCAUCCGGCAGCUGGAGGGCGGGGGCCACUACGCUCUGGGCCGGGAGGGCAAGAGCCAUGAGGAGCUCUUCCCCUCUGUGGUGGCCAUGGUCCAGCACUAUGCAAAGCACCCGCUGCCUCUGGUGGACAGACACAGCGGUGGCCGGGAGCUCACCUGCCUGCUGUUCCCCACCAAGCCCUAAGUCUACAGUGGAUCAUACACAUACCCACCUCCCCGGCCCACAGUGUUCCCCUAGACCCCCACCACCCAAGAUGCCUUCGGGUCUCUUCCCCAUCUCCAACAUAUGGUCCCUGCAGGACACAGAUAAGAGGCACUGACAAAGGUUGGCUAGAGGGAGGAAGAGGCUGCCACCAUCCCUCCCUGCAGCACAUCCAGGGCAAGCAUGGCAGCGUCUGCCCUGUGAACUAGGCCACUUGAGGUAUCCUAGGGGGAGGCAGGAUGGUGGCUCCAAGAGGGUGACCUCCUCAGGGAAGCUGAGCCACAAGGAAGCUGUGAGCCACCUCACAGCACUGCUGGGACAGCAAAAGGAAUCCCCUCACAUUCUCUUGGGGACAUAGCACCUUUGUGAAGGGCCUAGGUCACCCUGCACUUAGUACCCUCUCAAUAAACAUUUGCUGGAUGAA
Messenger RNA from Marmota monax (woodchuck), 1663 nucleotides. It is a transcript of the gene Sh2d6, whose product is annotated as SH2 domain containing 6. Lineage: Eukaryota; Metazoa; Chordata; Mammalia; Rodentia; Sciuridae. Gene Ontology annotation, cellular component: cytoplasm. The record is from RefSeq and is a predicted model, not a curated record. The transcript is spliced from 14 exons. Gene Ontology annotation, biological process: cell surface receptor protein tyrosine kinase signaling pathway; intracellular signal transduction. Bases 1 to 1221 code for a protein of 406 amino acids.